Molecule: messenger RNA, 471 nt
Organism: Caenorhabditis remanei
Lineage: Eukaryota; Metazoa; Nematoda; Chromadorea; Rhabditida; Rhabditidae
Exons: 6
Coding region: 1-471 (156 amino acids)
Molecular function (GO): calcium ion binding
Source: RefSeq, a predicted model, not a curated record
AUGGGCGCCUGCUGCUCUUCAAAGAAGAAGAAUCAGGGAGAAGUUGGAGAGAUCCGAGAGGACGACUUGAAGGGAAUUUUCAGAGAAUUCGAUUUGAAUGGAGAUGGAUUCAUCCAAAGGGAAGAACUCCGUGCUGUCAUGCAGAAAAUGGGACAGUCUCCAACUGAAGACGAACUUGAUGCUAUGUUCGAGGCAGCCGACAAAGAUCAUGAUGGAAACAUUGAUUUCCAAGAAUUCCUUGUGAUUGCCAAAGCGAAUCCACUUUCACUCUCUUUGAAGGCAGUUUUCGAGGAGUUGGACGUUGAUGGAGAUGGCUACAUCACCAGAUCCGAGCUCCGAACUGCUUUCCAAAGAAUGGGACAUUCCCUAUCCGAUCAAGACAUCAAAGCCAUCUACAGGCAUGUCGACCAAAACAAUGACGGAAAAAUCAACUUCCAAGAAUUCUGCGAGAUGAUGACCCGCAGAAAGUAA